Chenopodium quinoa (quinoa) is the source of this 2714-nucleotide messenger RNA. RefSeq lists its product as uncharacterized. The record is from RefSeq and is a predicted model, not a curated record. Lineage: Eukaryota; Viridiplantae; Streptophyta; Magnoliopsida; Caryophyllales; Amaranthaceae. Bases 1022 to 2113 code for a protein of 363 amino acids. Gene Ontology annotation, molecular function: catalytic activity. The transcript has 2 exons.
AGCAAAAUUCUCAACCCAUUCUAUCUUCUAAGCCUAGUUCUAUCACAAAGAUAACAAAGUCCCCUUUUCACAAUGAUCAUUCAACUUCAUCAACAAAAAACUCCUUUGCUAUUUUAGAUCCCACUACCCCACUCCCAGCCAAUCAAGAUUUAAAUAUUUUUUUAUGGGAAGCAAUGAUGAGAAUAAUCUUGAAAAAGAACCUGAAAAACCCAAAUCUUCUUCAGUCACCUUUUCCUCUACACACGCUUCCCCUAUUUCUCCAUCUUCUCCCUCAAAAGACCCUUUUUUCCAUUUGACAAUGAGCAACUCGGCAUAAACAAUGGAAAUCCAAGCUAACUCUUUGACUUCCCCUAUUUUAAACCCAAUUUCACAGACUUCAAUCUCACAGAACAAUUUAAACACAGAAAAAACACCAACAAUGGAGAAAAACAAAACCAAGUUAACCCCAAUUCGCCCACCUCGGCGUUCGAUAAGAAUCAAUCGGAACACAGCACCACGACAACAAUCCCUGUCAUCAUUUCCCCUUUCAAUUCCAUCACCGAUAGCCAACAGCAGACCCCUUGUCACUCUGGCACAACCUCUUUUGAUGAGGAUGUCGUUCACCCCAUUCCCGCAUCCACCCCCUCUGUCGAAUCAAUUUCCGUACAACAAUCGAAUGACUCCAUCUCACAUCGAAAAUUUAGUUCAAACCCCUCCAUUACCACCUCCAACCAACCCUCUGACGACGCCACUGCUAUGGUCGUCGAUCGAGACGCCUCCCAACCCAGCCAAGAUUAAAUUGAUGUACAACACUUUUCUACAAAUUUCCAAGAUGAUGGAAAAUCAAAUUUCCCAACCAAUCCCCCAACCCAUUCUGAAUCCUCCAACUCCCAAUCAUCAAACCCUUUGUCCUUAGUUUCAACAACAAGUUGCUUGGUCAAAUUACCAGAAUCACGUGCUAAUCCCACCUCCUCUUAACCCCUAAAUAAUCCAUCUCUCAUCGGAAAACAUAGAACAAGAUCUAGAAAACCCAAAUCACCAUAUGAAAAUAUUCAUGAUCAAAAAAGGAGUGUUGGGUCUUCAAGUAGAAGUCAACUUUUGGGAGACGCUUAACACGAUCAGGGAACUAAAUUUAAUGGUUCUCCCUCUGAAGAUUCACGACAUUGUAUUGAUGGACCGACAGAUGACUUGGUCGGAUUGGGAUAAAUUUGAUCCCCUGUUCUGUAAUGGUUUCCCUCCUUCGGAAUUUCCUGAUUUAAAUAUGAAAAUUGUCAUGUGGAAUGUAAGGGGUGCAUUCAGAAAUGAGUUUAUCCCACAUGCAUGGGAUGUUAUUGUUGCUCAUAAACUGAGCAUUUUCAUUAUCCUCGAAACUAAAAGUGAUGGUACUCGCUAUACAAGGGUUUCCAAACUCCUUGGUUUUGAUAAAUUUGAAUUCAUCAAACCAAAUGGGCUUAGGGGUGGCAUUUGGCUCAUGUAUAACAACAAUGUCCAGUUGAUCGACUAUGUUGAGGGUCAUACAAGGAACUAUUUUCACGCUCUUUUUAAGUUCAGUCCUGACAGUAAAGAGGUUCUCCUUGCAGCAGUUCAUGCUCCUUCCUCUCCUGCUGAAAGACACCGUCUUUGGAACGAAUUACAAGCCUCCCUUCCUCCUGAUAAUACCCCUUGGUUGUUUUUAGGGGAUUUAAACGAGGUUACUAAUCCUUUUGAAAAAUCAGGAGGCUUGAAGUUCAGGCAAUCUCAGUGUUCAGACUUGAAAAAACUUGCUGAAGUUGCAUGUUUGGUGGAUUUAGGAUUCUCUGGUAACCCAUUCACGUGGCAUAAUGCGAGAGAGGGGCUUGAUCUUAUUCAAGAACGAUUGGACAGGGCUCUAGGAAAUCCGAACUGGCUGAAUACCUAUCCAAACACUCAGGCAACUUUGGAUCGACCUUGCUCUUCUAGCAAUCAAGUUUCUAGGAUGUGGGCUCCUCCUCAUAAGGGCUACCACAAGUUAAACACAUAUGGUUCUUGGAUAAAUGUUGAUAAUGCAGGAGGUGGUGGUGUGAUCAGAUGUGAAAAAGGUCUCUGGAUUAUUGGUUUUGCAAUGAAAUUCAAUGCUCUAACAGCAGCUUCAGCAGAGCUAUUGGCUAUAAGAUAAGGCUUAUUGACAGCUUGGGAUAAGAAAAUCAAGUUCCUGGAACUUGAAAUUGAUGCUGAUGCCUUGACAAAGAAGCUGAAGGACCCUAAGCUGUAUGAAGACAGUGACCUGGGUAAUGUGAUAAGAGAUGUUGCUUCUCUUCUGCAGAGGGAUUGGACAGUAACCAUCUUUCAUGCAAGCAGAGAAUGAAACUUUGUGGCUGACAGACUUGCUACUAUGGGAAGAACUAAGAUCAAAGUGGGAGAAAGAGUUCCUUUCAGCUACCCUCCUGCUGAAAUUUUUCAUAUUUAUGCAUCUGAAAUUCCAGAAGUUCACCCAGCCUAAUCCUUGCAGCUAUGUCCUUGGCAACAACUUUUGCUUCCUUAUUGUUGCUGCUACUUAGAUCUUCUUUAGUUUUCUUUGAAAACUUUCUUAAUGCGUUAGGUUGUACUUUCUUUCGAAUAGCUCUGAGUUGUAUGUGUUUGCACUCAGACUAUAUCUUUUGUUCAGGUAACUAUGAGAAGCUGCAAAGCUCUCUAACUAUCCUGUAUGCUUUGAUGAUUUUAAUCAUCAUCAUUCCUAUCAUGUGAUAUAAUAUUAUGAUCCUAUUUGCGUUAAAAAA